This is a messenger RNA of Durio zibethinus, 3215 nucleotides long. Its product is annotated as putative receptor protein kinase ZmPK1. Gene Ontology annotation, molecular function: protein serine/threonine kinase activity; ATP binding. NCBI's taxonomy places the organism in Eukaryota, Viridiplantae, Streptophyta, Magnoliopsida, Malvales, Malvaceae. Gene Ontology annotation, biological process: protein phosphorylation; recognition of pollen. The record is from RefSeq and is a predicted model, not a curated record.
AAGACCUAUGCACAGUAUUCUUCCCUUAUAGGCCGUAAGGAAGAAUGCAAUGAAUUAUUUCUUCUCAAUUUUCUUACUUGAUGCUAUGGAGAUCUGAAUUUUGGUUACUAAAAGUAAGAAUUUAACACAUGACUUUAGACAAAUGUCUUUUUAAGCUGCUUAAAGAUGAACCCUAACUAUCCCCUGGUUUAACUUUCACCUUGAAGCUCCAAAUGUGUUCCUUAUAUUUUUCACUUGUUUUAUUUUUGAUAUUGUUAGCUCCAUUGUCAUCUUCAACAUAUCAAAACUUGAGCGAAGGGUCAUCGCUUUUCGUGGAAAAUCCGGGUGAUGUUAUAAUAUCACCAACGGGCACUUUCUCAGCUGGCUUUUAUUCUGUAGGCGAAAAUGCUUAUACUUUUGCCAUAUGGUUCAGCAAACCAGCAUGUCUUGUUCACAAUUGCACCGUUGUUUGGAUGGCAAACCGUGAUCAUCCAGUUAACGGAAGGCGGUCAAAGGUCUCGCUCUUAGGAACCGGCAAUCUUAUCCUAACUGAUGCUGCUCAGUUCAACGUUUGGGCCACGGGCACUGCUUCCCAGACCUCAGUGCAGUUGCAGCUCAACAACUACGGUAAUCUUGUUCUGAGUAAUUCUGAGGGUACUAUUUUAUGGCAGAGCUUUGAUUCUCCUACAGAUACCCUUCUUCCUCUACAACCAUUCACCAGAUACACAGCACUUGUCUCUAGAAGAAGAAAAGGCAACUUUUCCUCUGGCUUCUAUAAGUUAUUUUUCGAUGAUGAUAAUGUUCUGCGUCUCCUUUUUGACGGUCCUGAGAUUUCAAGUGUUUAUUGGCCCGAACCAUGGCUUGUAAGCUGGGAACAAGGAAGGUCCAGAUACAACAGUAAGAGAAUUGCGAGGAUUGAUUCCUUUGGCAAUUUUAGUUCAAGUGAUAAUUUUACUAUUCGGUCUAUGGAUUAUGGUGCAAGCUGGAUCCAGAGAAGAUUGAUCAUCGAUUAUGAUGGUAACCUUCGAUUGUACAGCAGAGAAGAAACAAACGAAACAUGGAUUGUUUCAUGGCAAGCUAUAAGUCAGCCAUGCUCGAUUCAUGGCCUUUGUGGGGAAAAUAGUUUCUGUAGGUAUUCUCCGAGUACUGGGAGGAAAUGCUUUUGCCUUCAAGGAUUCAAGAUGAAGAAUCAAACUGAUUGGUUUUACGGUUGUGAACCAGAAAAUGAUUUUUCCCUCAAUGGUAGUGACUUGACUUUUAUCCAUGUUCGUAAUGCUGACUUUUAUGGUUAUGAUGAUUUUGGAGUUUUUUCCAAUAAUACCUUUAAGGAGUGUGAAACUGGAUGCCUGCAGAGGGCCCAAUGUAAAGGCUUUCUAUAUCGAUUAAUCGGUGAAGUUUUCUAUUGUCUCCCUAAGAAUCUAUUGCGAAACGGGUACCAAGCAUCUAGCUUCAAUGGAAACAUCUAUAUAAAACUGCCCAAAUCAUAUAUCUCCAACAAGAAAAAGGAGCUUUUGAAGGAAAUCAAUUUAGAUUGCCCCAAAAAUGGUACUAUUAAGCUGGAAAGAAGUUAUGCGAAAAGCCAAAAAAAUGUGAUAGUGAAGUUCAUGCUCUGUUUUGCAAGUGCAUUGGGAGGAGUUGAGAUUAUUUCCAUCUUUUUGAUUUGGUUGUUCUUAAAUAGAGCUAGGCAAGAGAAGAAUGUAGCUAAAGAAGGCUACCUCCAGACAGCAACUGGAUUCAAGAGAUUCACAUUUGAUGAGCUGAAAGAGGCAACACAAAACUUCAGUGAAGAAAUUGGAAGAGGAGGGGCAGGUGUUGUGUAUAAAGGCAUGCUACCUCAUGAUAGAGUUAUAGCAGUUAAGCGACUGAAUGAAGCAAAUAAAGGAGAAGCUGAGUUCCUAGCAGAAGUAAACACCAUUGGGAAACUUAACCACAUGAACUUGAUCCAAGUGUGGGGAUUUUGCGCAGAGAAAAAGCACAGGCUGCUGGUUUAUGAAUAUAUGGAGAAUGGAUCCUUAGCAGAAAAGCUCUCUUCCAAUGAACUUGACUGGCAAAAGAGGUACGAUAUCGCUUUGGGCACUGCAAAAGGCCUAGCUUACCUACAUGAUGAGUGCUUAGAAUGGGUCUUGCAUUGUGAUGUAAAGCCCCAAAACAUACUGCUGGACUCUGGCUACAAACCAAAGGUAUCUGAUUUCGGCCUAUCCAAACUACUUGACAGAGGUAAGCUCUACAAUUCUAGCUUUUCAAAGAUAAGGGGAACUAGAGGUUACAUGGCUCCAGAGUGGGUUUUCAAUCAGCCCAUUACGUCCAAAGUAGAUGUUUACAGCUAUGGUAUGGUUGUAUUGGAAAUAGUGACCGGAAAGAGCCCAACAGAAGGGAUUAAAUUCGUGGGUAGUGCUGAAGGGGAAGAGGAAUACGUGUCAGUAACUAGGGUCAAGGAAAAGGAGAAAGGAUCAAAUUCAAUUGAAUCAAGGAUUGCAGAAAUAGUAGACCCCUUGUUGGGAGGCAAUUAUGAUAAGCAAAAGAUGGAAAUUCUGGUUGCAGUGGCUCUUGAUUGCGUACAGGAAAACAGGAAUGCAAGGCCCACCAUGAGUCAAGUCGUUGAGUGGCUUCUUUUAUCUUCACACUGAAAAUGAAAACUAGCAGCACUUUGUAUGCAUCCAUGCAUUAAUUUGUUUAACUCCAUUAGCAGUAAUCCAAGAAUAAUUGAAGCUCGCCAAAAUUCUUUUCAGCAUUCUGGUUUGUGUUUUUUUUUUUUUCCUCAUAUUCUGCAUGUGUUAAAGUUCUUUCGUCAAAUGCUGGAAUUUAUUGCUAUUGUACUCUUUAUUUUUCUGGUUUUGCCUUUAUAUGUACAACCUGAAUAAAUUAUCGCUUUCGAUUUUCUUUACUUUUUUCAUGAUGGUUACUCGCUUGAUCCAAAUAAAUAUGUUGGGUUCUUUCUCUCCCAUUGUAGCUGAUCGUUGGGUCAAGACAAAGCACUAACGAAGCAAACUCAACAGCUUACAGGCUUCAGAAAAUGGGAAGUUUUAAUUUUCAAUGGUUUUGUCUUCAAUUUUCAGUCCUCUACAUCUAUGUCAUGAGGACGGCUAAUUUUUUCUUUUUGUUUUCUCCUAAAUAAAUUGUUUAUUUAUAUAAAAAUAGUUACUGUUGUUUUCUUAGAAAAUGACUGAAGGGGAGAUUGGUUGGCAUUAUUUGUUUCUCUGUUCCAUUUUAAAGUAGGACAAUAAUCAAGCUAAUUU